UCCUGUUCUCCUUCGGUGUUUAUCAACAAACAGGCUGCGCUCGUGUUCGCUCGUACAUUUCCGGAAGUGGUCGGUUUGUGAACAUGGCGAUGGCCUUACGAAAGUCUGCGUUGUUGUUCGACACAAGGUUGCUGCGCCCGGAGCUAAAAAUCCUCUGCUCCUAUCACAAGAAGGUUGUGGACCACUACGAAAACCCAAGAAAUGUGGGGUCUUUGGAUAAAAACGCCAGGAAUGUGGGCACUGGUUUAGUGGGUGCACCAGCCUGUGGCGACGUCAUGAAGCUCCAGGUUGAAGUGGAUGAAAACGGUAAGAUUGUGGACGCCAAGUUCAAGACAUUUGGCUGCGGAUCAGCCAUUGCUUCCAGCUCUCUGGCAACUGAGUGGGUGAAAGGGAAGUCGAUCGAUGAAGCUUUGAGGAUCAAGAACACAGACAUUGCAAAAGAACUCUGCCUUCCACCUGUCAAGCUUCAUUGUUCCAUGCUUGCAGAAGACGCCAUAAGAGCAGCCCUGUCGGACUACAGAGUAAAACAGAACAAGGAGGAGCAAGGUGUCAAAGCCAGCAGUUAAUUUCCCAUCGCUAAAUAUUCACAAUGGGUCGGUGUACCUCAGGGAUGUGUCGUGUAUGUUACAGGACUGUACAAAAAGCAUUCUUUAGAGAUAAUGGAUCAUUCCCUCUUGUUUUUCCUCUGCUAAUAAUGUAACAAGCCUAUUCCUCAAUAAAAUAUUUGCAUUUAUGAUGCUAGAAUAGUAACCUUAGCAUCAAAAUAAUAUAUUGCUGUAUCUCAAUUCUCUUCACAUUUGCGAUAGGUCUUGUAUGAUGGAGAUUUUGCAACUGGAAAUUAAAGGUCAAUAUCACAAUAA
This is a messenger RNA of Phyllopteryx taeniolatus (common seadragon), 860 nucleotides long. It is a transcript of the gene iscua, whose product is annotated as iron-sulfur cluster assembly enzyme a. Gene Ontology annotation, molecular function: ferrous iron binding; 2 iron, 2 sulfur cluster binding. Gene Ontology annotation, biological process: iron-sulfur cluster assembly; intracellular iron ion homeostasis. Gene Ontology annotation, cellular component: mitochondrial matrix; cytoplasm. The transcript is spliced from 5 exons. Bases 84 to 566 code for a protein of 160 amino acids. The record is from RefSeq and is a predicted model, not a curated record. Lineage: Eukaryota; Metazoa; Chordata; Actinopteri; Syngnathiformes; Syngnathidae.